This is a messenger RNA of Lodderomyces oxycetoniae, 1149 nucleotides long. RefSeq lists its product as uncharacterized. Lineage: Eukaryota; Fungi; Ascomycota; Pichiomycetes; Serinales; Debaryomycetaceae. The record is from RefSeq and is a predicted model, not a curated record. The coding region runs from base 1 to 1149 and encodes 382 amino acids. The transcript is spliced from 2 exons.
AUGUCCACUACAACCGAUACCAAAGCACCAGUUGUUGACCACUCAAUUACAAAUUCCGAUGUUGUCGCCAAGUACAAAACAGCAGGAGAAAUUGCAAACAGGGUUUUAGCACAAGUAAAGAAAGCAGCUGUUGAUGGAUCGAAAACUUACGACUUAUGUGUCAAAGGUGAUGAGUUAUUGGAAGAAGAAUUGUCAAAGAUCUACAAUUCUAAAAAGAGCAAGAAUACUGCAAAGGGCAUCGCAUUUCCAACAACAGUGAGCCCCAACAAUGUUCCUGCCCAUUUGGCUCCUAUCACUGCUGACGACGAUGGGAACAUUGAGUUGAAAAAUGGCGAUGUUGUGAGUAUUCAAUUAGGUGCCCAAAUCGAUGGCUUCCCAUCAAUUGUUGGUGAAACGUUUGUUGUCGGUGAGGCAGAAUCAAGUGGUCCAAUCACCGGACAAAAAGCAGACUUGUUGCAAGCUGCUUGGAUAGCUUCAGAGGCAGCCUUGAGAACUUUCAAACCAGGUAACAAGAAUUGGGAUAUUACCAAUAUUGUUGCUAAGGUUGCUAAAGAAUUCGAUGUUACUCCAUUAGAGAAUAUGUUGUCCCACAACCAAGAAAGACUUGUAUUAUAUGGCCCAAAGGAAAUUAUCUUAAACCCCUCAAAACAAAACAAAAACAGCAUGGACACUCACAAGUUUGAAGAAAAUGACGUUUACGGUUUAGAUAUUUUGAUCUCAACUUCAAAAGAUGGUAAAGUUAAGCCAUCAAAUUUUAGAACUUCGUUGUACAAAUUGACAGGUGAGUCUUAUGCUUUGAAAAUGAAGAUGUCCCACAAGAUCCUUAGCGAGUUCAAAGGCAAGUGCAAUAGCCUUCCUUUCCCAUACAAUAUCCGUAAUUUAGAGGACCCUAAGAGAUCGAGAGGAGGUUUGGCAGAGCCGGUAAAUCACAAGAUCCUUCUACCUUACGACGUGGUUGUUGAGAAGGAUGGUGAGUAUGUUGCCCAAUUCUACACAACUUUUGGAAUCACUAAAACUGGUAUUGUCAAGUAUGCCAGCCCUGUUUUCGAUUCAGAAUUAUAUCAAUCAGAUAAAAAAGUUACCGAUGAAGAAAUAUUGAAACUUUUACAAGAACCAUUAAACUCAAAAGUUCCAAAAAAGAAAAACUAA